AUGUUCCGUUUGGCGGUAAGAGUCUGCGCCAGGCCUGUUUUGCCCCUGCAGCAAGCUUCUAGGCGUUUUGCAUCAGCAACAAGCCCCCAAUUCAGCUGGGAGGACCCUCUCAACGCAAAGAGUCUCCUAACCGAGGAUGAGAUAGCCAUCGCCGAGACCGCAGAGCGAUACUGUCAAGAACGUCUACAACCGCGCGUACUAGAGGCAUAUCGCAACGAAGACUAUGACCCGAAGAUACUUGAGGAGAUGGGCGAGCUGGGCCUGCUCGGCGCCAACCUAGAAGGAUAUGGAUGCGCAGGCGCAUCGACGGUAGCCGCCGGUCUGAUCACCCGCGCCGUCGAGCGAGUCGAUAGCGGUUACCGUUCUGGAAUGUCUGUCCAAUCCUCGCUUGUCAUGGGUGGUAUUCAUGAGCACGGCACCGAGGAGCAGAAGGAGAAAUUCCUACCUGAAAUGGCCAAGGGCAAGCUGCUCGGCGCCUUUGGGUUGACCGAGCCCAACCACGGCAGCGACCCAGGCAGCAUGGAGACUGUCGCGAAGCCGCAUCCGACCAAGAAGGGCUAUUAUUCUCUGAGCGGUUCCAAGACUUGGAUUACCAACAGCCCUAUUGCUGAUGUGCUGAUGGUCUGGGCUAAACUACAAGAGACUGGGAAGAUCCGAGGAUUCCUGGUUGAGAGGAAGGACUGCCCCCCGGGCACUUUAGAAACACCAGCGAUCAAGAAUAAGACAGCGCUGCGAGCCUCCAUCACUGGAAUGAUCCAUCUGGACGGUGUCCCGGUUCCGGAAGCCAACAUGUUCCCACAUGUGGAGGGGCUCAAGGGCCCCUUCAGCUGCCUCAACAGCGCAAGGUACGGCAUAUCAAUGGGAGUGAUGGGGGCUUUGGAAGACAGCAUUUCCCGGGCUAGAACAUAUGCUCUCGAGCGCCGGCAGUUCAAGGGCAACCCGCUAGCCAAGUACCAGCUCAUCCAGAAGAAGCUGGCUGAUGCGGUGACCGAUGCAGCGUACGGGACAGUGGCAGCUAUACAGGUGGGUAGACUCAAAGAUGAGGGUAACGCGGUGCCUGAGAUGAUCAGUCUGGUCAAACGCCAGAAUUGCGAUGCGGCACUUCGAAACGCGAGAAUUCUCCAGGAAAUAUUUGGAGGCAAUGCUACAAGCGACGAGUACAUGAUCGGGCGGCAUGUUGCGAACUUAUUUGUAACCCAGACAUACGAAGGCCAAAGCGAUAUUCACAGCUUAAUCCUAGGAAGGGCUAUUACUGGCGUUCAGGCCUUUGUUUAG
Clonostachys byssicola is the source of this 1275-nucleotide messenger RNA. The record is from the annotation of a GenBank genome assembly. NCBI's taxonomy places the organism in Eukaryota, Fungi, Ascomycota, Sordariomycetes, Hypocreales, Bionectriaceae.